AUGAUAUAUUCACAUAAAAGUAGCCGAUAUGAAGUCUUUGACAUCGUGGUUCUUCGGGCGAUUCGAGGUCGAGAGGCGCGGCUCCCGUGUGGACAGGGAACGGUAUUCCUGGAUGGGCCUAAUUCUUACGUUCUAUGGUUGAAGGAUGAUCGUGAUUUCCUUUACCGGUUUCCUAAUGAAGAGUACGAACAUAGUCUCAUGAACCCAGACCGGAUCGUGGAGGCCUCUUGUAACCCUGGCUCCUGUCGCGACCAGACUGCCCUGCUAAUGAAGAGAGUGACAAAUCACGAUGGAGGACUGUAUCGCUGCCGGGUUCACUAUCAAACGUCCCCGUCAGUUGAUCAUUUGAUCGAACUCCGGGUUAUCGAUUCUCCUGGUAUACCAACGGUAUACAACGGUGAUGAAGAAGUUAAAGGUGUAACCGUGGGUCCACUGAGCAUUGGCUCCGACUUAACUCUAUCCUGUCGCGUAAAAAGUAAAGAUCCUGAGAUCGAAGUGUAUUGGCGACGCAACGGAGUGAUGAUGGAGAGGACACACCUGACCAGGACUGACGUGGUACAAGCAGACAUACAUCUGUACAACCUGACGCGAUCUAAUGCGGAUUCACAUUACGAAUGCUUGGCCCAAAACUCCGACGUAUCAGAGCCUUUGAUUAAAAGCAUCGUAAUAAAGAUGUAUCUUGCUCCGCUCAGCGUUCAAAUACGUUUAGAUGAGAAUUACGGUUUCGAAGCUGGAAUUCCACGUCUAGUUGACUGCGUUGUAAUCGGCUGUGUCCCCGCACCUUCCAUCAGUUGGCAUCUAGGAGAUACAUUGCUGAGACCAACCUCUCAUAAGGAAGUCAACGAAGGGAACUACACGGUGUCGACACUAACCUUGUCGCCUUCCCUCCAAGAAUCACACUACGAACUAAGCUGCCGAGCACAUAAUUCCCACAUGCCUUCGGAACUGUUCCAGGACAAAGUAGUCAUCAACGUUGGAUAUCGGCCCACCUGUCAGACCGGUCGUGUGGAGAGGGUAGGCGCUGUUGUACGAGAGGCAGAGACAGUCCAUUGCAUAGUGGAUGCUUCUCCUGAGCCUCUGCAGUUCACGUGGACUUUUGAGGAUUCGAAAACACUCUAUACGAGCGGAACGAGGAUAUCUACAUAUCGGAACCGGUAUUCUUCAAGCCUGACCUGGCUUUCUCGUGGCGGCGACAUUGGUCUGCUGCAGUGCCGAGCUACCAAUGCCUUUGGGGAACAGAAGAAUCCCUGUGUAUUCAAUAUAACCGCUGGCGGUCCUCCUGAGACGCCCGACUGUGAUAUCAAACGCACUGUGCCCAACCACCUCGCUGUCCACUGCCGACUUGGCUGGGAUGGAGGACGACCUCAGAAAGUCUAUUUUGAACUGUACGACGAAACUGGCAGACUACUCCGCAAUGUAUCGGAUGCUGUUGGAAAUUAUCACUUGAAGAAUCUACCGGAAUACCAGAAUUUUACUGCGGUCUAUUAUGCUGCGAAUACGAGAGGAAAAAGCCAACAAAUUAAAAAAGUACUGAAAUCUUACAGCGACGUAAUAGCCGAGGAGAAAACAGAACUUGAAAGGAGUAACGGAAUUGCUAAAAAAUGGAUGCCUUACGUCGAGACACUGGCAGGAAUAGUGACCCUCGGCAUUACGGGGGCAGCCAUCACGUUGGUAGUUAAGAUAUUCUGUGGUAAACGAGACCACGAGGAUUCUAACCCUGACCUGGUACCACGGAACACCAACGGAUGCUUCCACCGAGAACCGGACAUCACGAAGGAGGACAGGUGCUUCGAGUCGACGAACAUCACCGCAAAUCCACUGGCGACAUGCUCCAAUAUGCAGAAUACUCUGCCAUAUUGCCCGCCUACUGUACCGUCAUGUCGCGUGGUGUUGGGCUGCCCUCACGAUAACGAUGACUGUCUCUCUGGUCAGCAGUCAUAUUUCGUAUAAACUUAUCACUCAAGACGGACUGAUCAUGCCAAUAAGGACAACCGACUCGAAUGCCUAUUACAACAGAUCAAAUCAGCCAACAGAUGGACAGCGAGAACUUUCUACUUAAAUGCAACUCAGAAGUUAAUUCAGUAGGAGUAUUUAACUUCUAGAUUUACCAAAUAACAAUUAGAUAUAAGUACAUAUUUACUGUCGUCUUUAAAUCUUUCUUCAUGUCCUUUUAAGUUGCUAGAGGAACUAAGGGUGCCUACAUAAAGAAACAGGUCUAUGCGGGUUAGUACCGAUCGGCCCAGGUAUACAACCAACAUGUUCUAUGUCGCCCAGGCGGUACCUA
This is a messenger RNA of Spodoptera littoralis (African cotton leafworm), 2284 nucleotides long. The record is from the annotation of a GenBank genome assembly. NCBI's taxonomy places the organism in Eukaryota, Metazoa, Arthropoda, Insecta, Lepidoptera, Noctuidae.